Orcinus orca (killer whale) is the source of this 1282-nucleotide messenger RNA. RefSeq names its product mitochondrial ribosomal protein L22 (gene MRPL22). The coding region runs from base 673 to 1197 and encodes 174 amino acids. The transcript is spliced from 8 exons. Gene Ontology annotation, cellular component: mitochondrial large ribosomal subunit; ribosome. The record is from RefSeq and is a predicted model, not a curated record. Lineage: Eukaryota; Metazoa; Chordata; Mammalia; Artiodactyla; Delphinidae. Gene Ontology annotation, biological process: ribosome assembly; translation. Gene Ontology annotation, molecular function: structural constituent of ribosome.
GUGCGUUAUGGAUGCAGAAUCUGAGGGGGAAGCUGGCCUUGGGGACUGAGAUGACUUACAGUAGAGAAUCAAUAGUCGUUGACCACCAUAAAAAGGAAUGAAAUUCUGCCAUUCGCAACAUCGUGGAUGGACUUGGGCAUUUUUCAUCUCACAGCGUUUUACCCCAAUCACAUAUUCACACAAGUGCUUCUCUUGAAAUAUCUCGAAAAUGGGAGAAGAAGAAUAAAAUUGUUUAUCCUCCACAACUGCCUGGAGAACCUCGGAGACCAGCUGGGAGUUAAUUUAUUCAUUUAAAGACCUCCUACCUGAUUGGGAACUAAGAAGAAAAAGAGAUCUUAAUAGCUUAAACAAAUGAGUUGUUAACUUUCAUAUUUUACUGUGCCAUCAGAGCUUAAAAGUUUGAUUUGUCAUAGAAUCUGUGCUAUUAAGCAUUGACUCCAUUUUGUAAUUAACCAAAAUUUACACAUUUGUACAAAUAUCAUAAAUAAAAUAUUUUCUAGGGACUUCCCUGGUGGCACAGUGGUUAAGAAUCCUCCUGCCAAUGCAGGGGAGAUGGGUUCAAGCCCUGGUCUGGGAAGAUCCCCCAUGCCGUGGUGGAACUAAUCCCAUGUGCCACAACUACUGAGCCCGUGCGCCUAGAGCCUGUGCUCUGCAACAAGAGAAGCCACCGCUAUGAGAAGCCCGUGCACCACAACGAAAAGUAGCCCCCUCUCGCCGCAACUAGAGAAAGCCCACGCACAGCAACAAAGACCCAAUGCAACCAAAAAUAAAGAAAUCUACCAUUGUCGAAGACAAAUAAAGUACAGCAAAGACAAGAUGUGGUAUUUGGCAAAAUUGAUACGAGGAAUGUCCAUUGACCAGGCUCUGGCUCAGUUGGAAUUCAGUGACAAAAAAGGGGCCCAGAUAAUUAAAGAGGUUCUCUUAGAAGCACAAGAUAUGGCAGUGAGAGACCACAAUGUGGAAUUCAGAUCCAAUUUAUAUAUAGCUCAGUCCACCUCAGGGCGAGGCCAGUACCUGAAACGCAUCCGAUACCACGGCAGAGGUCGCUUUGGGAUUAUGGAGAAGGUUUUUUGCCAUUAUUUUGUGAAGUUGGUGGAAGGCCCUCCACCUCCACCUGAGGCACCAAAGACAGCAGUCGCCCAUGCCAAAGAGUAUAUCCAGGAGCUUCGCAACCGGACCAUCAUUCACACUCUAUGAUGGGGGUAUUAAGACUCCACAGUGUAUAUAUUUUACCAUUCAUUUCCUAAAACCAACAAAAAUUAAAGACAGAUGCUUUUUAUGA